Molecule: messenger RNA, 411 nt
Organism: Macadamia integrifolia
Lineage: Eukaryota; Viridiplantae; Streptophyta; Magnoliopsida; Proteales; Proteaceae
Product: S-protein homolog 2-like
Exons: 1
Coding region: 1-411 (136 amino acids)
Source: RefSeq, a predicted model, not a curated record
AUGAAUGCCUUGAAGCUCUUCAUUGUCCUAGCAUUCACAUUAGCCUUAUUGGAUCCAUAUUUUGUGCAGGGAACAUACUAUGUGUAUGUUAUGAACGACUUGGGUCCAAAUGAGAUAUUGUUUAUUGAUUGUAGAUCCAAAGACGAUCGUCAUUAUCUUCCCCAAAGGCUUCCAUAUGGCCAAGAAUUUAUAAUGGAUAUUGAGAUAAACUUCUUUGUGACGACGCUUUACUGGUGCAACUUGGAUUGGAAGGAUAAACGUGGAAGUUUUGAGAUCUUCAAUGCCAAAAAAGAGUUAUUUAAGUGUGGUGGUGGCACAGAAGGUGACUGUUUUCGAAAGGUAAGAAAGGAUGGCAUAUAUUAUAACGAAGGAAAUAGAGAUGGAGACUACUGGAAGAAGUAUUCAUGGUAG